Molossus molossus (Pallas's mastiff bat) is the source of this 1405-nucleotide messenger RNA. RefSeq names its product MOB kinase activator 3A (gene MOB3A). Gene Ontology annotation, biological process: signal transduction; positive regulation of protein phosphorylation. The record is from RefSeq and is a predicted model, not a curated record. The transcript is spliced from 4 exons. Gene Ontology annotation, cellular component: cytoplasm; nucleus. Gene Ontology annotation, molecular function: protein kinase activator activity. Lineage: Eukaryota; Metazoa; Chordata; Mammalia; Chiroptera; Molossidae. Bases 216 to 869 code for a protein of 217 amino acids.
GGCGGGAGUCUAGGUCCGGGCUAGCGGGCGGCCGGGGUCGGAAGUUAGCGGACGGAGGCGAGCGCAGCCCUGCUCAUCGGCGUGAGGUGGCAGAUCUCAGGGAAGACCUGGGAGCUAGUGAAUUUCCACUUGCCUCUGGGUUGGUGGCUGACAUCAGCAUCCUGCCCAGCCCCCUUUGUGGAGGCCUCACUCAGGAGCGAGCAGUGAGGACCACAAUGUCCAACCCCUUCCUGAAGCAGGUCUUCAAUAAGGACAAGACCUUCCGCCCCAAGCGCAAGUUUGAGCCUGGCACCCAGCGAUUCGAACUGCACAAGAAGGCACAGGCAUCACUGAACGCUGGGCUGGACCUGAAGCUGGCCGUGCAGCUGCCUGCCGGCGAGGAGCUCAAUGACUGGGUGGCCGUGCAUGUGGUGGACUUCUUCAAUCGUGUCAACCUCAUCUACGGCACCAUCAGCGAUGGCUGCACCGAGCAGUCCUGCCCCAUCAUGUCGGGAGGCCCCAAGUAUGAGUACCGCUGGCAGGACGAGCACAAGUUCCGCAAGCCCACAGCACUGUCGGCCCCACGGUACAUGGACCUGCUCAUGGACUGGAUCGAGGUGCAGAUCAACAACGAGGAGGUCUUCCCCACCAACGUUGGCACACCGUUCCCCAGGAACUUCUUGCAGGUGGUAAAGAAGAUACUGUCCCGGCUGUUCCGUGUGUUUGUGCAUGUCUAUAUCCACCACUUUGACCGCAUUGCACAGAUGGGUUCCGAGGCGCACGUCAACACCUGCUACAAGCACUUCUACUACUUUGUCAAGGAGUUCGGCCUCAUAGACACCAAGGAGCUGGAGCCGCUAAAAGAAAUGACUGCACGGAUAUGCCACUGAAAGCCCCUUGGCCCCACUUUCACUGCAGCAGUGCCAGGGACACUCAACUUGAGGGCCACCUUCCUGGAACAUGGACUGUGUUUUCGGCCCCAGCGGCUCAGUGACUUCCACAGCUGUCCAACAGUGACCUCUGUGCCCCCAAUGCUGCACUGGACACUGGAGUUGAGUCCUUUCUCUAACUCUGAGGUGGCAGUUUCUGUGGGUCCACGCACAUUGGGGCCCAGCUUCCCAGAGCCCCACGGCGGGAGAUUGAACUUGAAACUCUGUGAUUCUCUGUGCUGUGGGCAACUGGGAAAAUCCACUUUAUCUAUAAAGCACUUGGAUCUGCCAAAAGGCUGGAGCUCUGCCUGCCCUUCACAGGCCUGUCCCUUAAUGUCCCUAGCGUGCCCAGAGGCUGCGCAGGCUCUGGGUCAGCAAGACAGGGACUGCUUCAGCCAGGCCUUCAAGCCUCAGUUCCCUCACAGCAAGCCUCCUGCAGCCUCAUGUCUGUGUCAUGACAGGUACGACGUGGCCCUGGCUCCCUUCCCCCCACUCCU